CCCUUCGCAUGUUCUCUACUGUUAUUUUCCAACAUGGCUACCAGCAUGAUAAGCAAAAAUCGCGAACCGGCUUUUAUGUCGAAUUUGACGCCCGACUGGCUUAAAACAGAACUUACGACAGGGACAACUAUAGCUGCUGUAGAAUUUGAUGGUGGUGUUGUGAUUGGUGCAGAUUCUAGAACAACAUCGGGGGCGUAUAUUGCCAAUAGAGUUACAGAUAAAUUAACAAAAAUUUCAGAUAAGAUUUAUUGUUGUCGAUCCGGUUCAGCAGCCGACACGCAAGCCGUUGCAGAUGUCGUCAAAUAUCAGCUGAAUUUCUAUCAAAUGGAGAUGGGAGAAGAACCGUUUGUACAAACAGCAGCUCACAAAUUUAAAGAAUUAUGUUAUGAUCACCGUGACAACAUCUCGGCUGGUAUUAUUGUAGCCGGUUGGGAUAAAAAGGAAGGAGGACAGGUUUUUGCUGUACCACUUGGUGGUAUGGUAAUAAGGCAGCCAUUUGCUAUCGGGGGAUCAGGAAGUACAUAUCUCUAUGGUUACGUUGAUUCACAGUUUAAGAAAAAUAUGACUAAAGAAGAAUGUCUACCUUUCGUAGCAAAUGCUUUAUCUCUUGCUAUGAAUAGAGAUGGAUCUAGUGGGGGUAUUAUUCGACUGGCGGCCAUUACUAAAGAUGGAGUAGAACGAGUUAAUCUAACGGGAAACCAAUUACCCAAGUUUUAUGAAGAUCAUUGAUCAAUAUAUCUGUUAUAGUUGCUUCAUCUCAAUCACUCAUGUAUAUAUUAUAAUUUGUAAACAUUAAUAAAUGGUUUCCAAACAUUUCA
Messenger RNA from Patella vulgata (common limpet), 818 nucleotides. RefSeq names its product proteasome subunit beta type-6. Lineage: Eukaryota; Metazoa; Mollusca; Gastropoda; Patellidae. Gene Ontology annotation, molecular function: threonine-type endopeptidase activity. Gene Ontology annotation, cellular component: proteasome core complex. The record is from RefSeq and is a predicted model, not a curated record. Bases 34 to 729 code for a protein of 231 amino acids. The transcript has 6 exons.